AUGGCAGCUGAAUCGAACACUGGGUUUCCCCCCGGCCAGACUUUGGGCGCUGCACUUAAUCGACAUGCUAUAUCGUUUCAAUCGGGUGCGAUAAACAGCACUUCUGAAAUGAUUCCUAUGGGAAAUUACUAUGGGCAUGGGGUAAAUAGUAUGGGGGGCAUGACGUUUUCUGGGAAUUCAAGUAUUAUGAAGAACAAUUCAGGAAUUGCGACAGAAGCUGGGAAUUCCUCUCCUCUUCUGCUGGAUUCCAUGCCAGGGCUCAAGCACGAUAGGGGUUUCGCUGUGGAGUGGUCUGUUGAGGAACAGUACAAGUUGGAGGAAGACCUUGUCAAAUUUGCCGGUGAACCUAGUAUUAUGAGGUAUAUUAAGAUUGCAGCAUCGUUGCGUGACAAAACUGUUCGUGAUGUGGCACUGCGAUGCAGGUGGACGACGAGAAAACGAAGGAAACUGGAAGACCAUAAUCUGGGGAAAAAACUGAAAGAUAUGAAGGAUAAAUUGGUGGAAUCAUCCUGGAAGACAAAUAUUUCUUCAGUUUCGCCAUUCAAAGCAGCCGCAUAUUCUUUUGUUAGGAGUCACCGAGACCACAAUGUCUGUGUGCCUUGGGGAGCACUAAGUGACACAACAACGCAUCUCUUGGAACAGAACAACCAAGUUCUUGGUCAAAUCUCAAAUAAUCUCUCUACAUUGAAGGCUCCCUAG
Molecule: messenger RNA, 699 nt
Organism: Ilex paraguariensis (yerba mate)
Lineage: Eukaryota; Viridiplantae; Streptophyta; Magnoliopsida; Aquifoliales; Aquifoliaceae
Source: the annotation of a GenBank genome assembly